AUGCAGCUGCGCAAUGGUCAAGGUAUAGCAGCCAGAGCACGGCUUCGUGACAUGGCCACUCCUACGGUAGCCACUCCGCAGGCCAAGAAGCCGCCUCCUCCUGGCCCUCGAUACCGUUCAAGCGACUCGGUCGAGCGCCUACACAAGCCCUUCAGAUGCCCCGGUUCGGCAACCCGAACCCCAGCUUCGGAUCGCCCUGCUCGGAAGAAGCGCAGGGUCGACUAUGGCGGUGCUGAUGGUGAGACCGACGGCGCUGACAAACCAUACACCAACGCCGACCGCCUCGCCCUCGCCAACCGCGAUGUCAACAGGUUCCCUGUCUUCCAGCCCAAGGACAAGGACAAGGUCUUUAGAAAAGCAUUCUCUGUCCCCUUCGUCAAUAAGUCGGCCGCCAACUAUAACCCCAACCGGCCGCCCCCAACUUUGGGCCUGCGACAAGGUGCCGUGUUCGUGGCCAAGCCAUUGCACGACCCGAGCGGCGAGUUUGCCAUUGUCCUCCAUGACCCAACAGUUGACGACAAGCCGAAGGAGAAGCCGGAGCCGGAAAAGGCCGUGGAGCCCGAGGUCAAGAUCCAGGAACCGCUCGUUCACAAGAGCCUGUCGGAAAUCUUGGGUAUCAAGAAGAAGGUCCAAGGCGAGCACCCGAGGGUCCCUGUAGUCAUCGAUCCGAGACUCGCCAAGGUUCUGAGACCACAUCAGAUCGAAGGUGUCAAGUUCAUGUACAGAUGCGUCACCGGUAUGAUCGACGAGAAGGCCAAUGGCUGCAUUAUGGCAGACGAGAUGGGUCUCGGCAAGACGCUGCAAUGCAUUGCACUCCUAUGGACCCUCUUGAAGCAGUCACCCGAUGCCGGGAAGACCACCAUUCAAAAGGCCAUCGUCGCCUGCCCUUCCAGUCUGGUCCGCAACUGGGCCAAUGAGCUUGUGAAGUGGCUUGGCCCUGAUGCCAUCACUCCCUUUGCCAUCGACGGAAAGGCAUCAAAGGAGGAGCUGACCCGCCAAUUGCGCCAAUGGGCCAUCGCAAGUGGCCGAGCAGUCACUCGUCCUGUCAUUAUUGUUUCCUACGAGACGCUGCGGCUGAAUGUUGAGGAGCUUAAGCACACUCAGAUUGGCCUCAUGCUUUGCGACGAAGGACAUCGCCUGAAGAACGGUGACAGCCAGACGUUCAGCGCACUGAAUAAUCUCAACGUCACCCGGCGCGUCAUCCUCUCUGGUACCCCUAUUCAGAACGACUUGUCUGAGUACUUUGCUCUGAUCAGCUUCGCCAAUCCCGACUUGCUGGGCACUCGUCAAGAAUUUCGAAAGCGAUUCGAGAUACCCAUCCUCCGAGGCCGUGACGCCGAUGCACUGGAGAUCGAUCGUCAGAAAGGUGACGCCUCCACGGCCGAGCUGCUGGGUAUCGUCAACAAGUUCAUCAUUCGCCGCACCAACGACCUUCUCUCCAAGUAUCUCCCUGUCAAGUAUGAGCAUGUCGUCUUCUGCAACCUUGCCCCUUUCCAACUUGACCUGUACAACUACUUCAUCACCAGUCCUAGCAUUCAGGCACUGCUGCGCGGAAAGGGAAGUCAACCUCUGAAGGCCAUCGGCAUACUGAAGAAACUAUGCAAUCACCCCGAUCUGCUCAACCUGAGUGAGGACUUGCCCGGCUCGGAACAGCACUGGCCCGAGGACUACGUGCCGAGGGAGGCACGCGGCCGCGAUCGCGACAUCAAGCCAUGGUACUCUGGCAAGAUGCAGGUGCUGGAUCGUAUGCUUGCACGCAUCCGCCAGGACACCACUGACAAGAUUGUCCUCAUCAGCAAUUACACAUCAACGCUAGAUCUCUUCGAGCGUCUUUGCCGCAACCGUGCCUACGGCUGUCUGCGCCUGGACGGCACCAUGAACGUCAAUAAACGCCAAAAGCUUGUCGACAAGUUCAAUGACCCCAACGGCGAAGAGUUCGUCUUCUUGUUGUCCAGCAAAGCCGGUGGUUGUGGUCUCAACUUGAUUGGUGCCAACCGCCUGGUUCUCUUCGACCCCGAUUGGAACCCUGCUGCUGACCAACAAGCUCUGGCCCGUGUUUGGCGUGAUGGUCAGAAGAAGGACUGUUUCGUUUACCGUUUUAUUGGAACGGGCACGAUCGAGGAGAAGAUCUUCCAGCGUCAGAGUCACAAGCAAUCACUGUCCUCAUGUGUCGUCGACGAAGCUGAAGACGUCGAACGCCACUUUUCACUUGACAGCUUACGAGAGUUGUUCCAGUACCGGGGAGAUACAAAGAGUGAUACCCACGAUACAUUCAAGUGCAAAAGAUGCAAGCCAGAUGGCAAGCAGUACAUCAAAGCGCCCGCCAUGCUCUACGGCGACACCAGUACGUGGAAUCACUUUAUCAAUGAAAACCUCAAGCCAAUUCAGGACUUGCUACUGCGGCAAGAAUGUGGCGAGCCGGAAGUGUCGGCCGUGUUCCAAUACAUUUCACAUUAA
This is a messenger RNA of Neoarthrinium moseri, 2457 nucleotides long. RefSeq lists its product as uncharacterized. NCBI's taxonomy places the organism in Eukaryota, Fungi, Ascomycota, Sordariomycetes, Amphisphaeriales, Apiosporaceae. The transcript has 3 exons. Gene Ontology annotation, molecular function: hydrolase activity, acting on acid anhydrides; DNA translocase activity; ATP-dependent chromatin remodeler activity. The record is from RefSeq and is a predicted model, not a curated record. Gene Ontology annotation, biological process: reciprocal meiotic recombination; double-strand break repair via synthesis-dependent strand annealing. The coding region runs from base 1 to 2457 and encodes 818 amino acids. Gene Ontology annotation, cellular component: nucleus.